CCACUCACAGAGCAGUUCCUGGUCCAUAGGGCCCCCACCGGCACCCCGUCCCGCGAGUGCGCGUCAAUCAUUGAAGCCCACAUGGCCCAGCCUGCCCAUUUGCCCGUUUACCCAUGGACCACCAGGCGAGGGUCCCUUGGUCCAUGUUGUUGCUGCCCGGCUGGCCAUCACGGAUGUUGCUGCCCUCCGCCUCAAAUGUGUGUCCAGGCCUGGGCUGUUAGACUCGACAACCCAGAAACCUCGACGAUAGCAAUCGAGACCUGCACAGCUCGUCAGCCCGACGCCAACCUCCCGUACAUCCCUCGUCAUCCUCACUCAACCUUGGUGGAGCGACCGGACCUCCAGCGCUGCCUGCUCUCUCGACCAUACAAAUCCUCCCACGUCCCCCCCGGUGUUCGAACACAGCCAAACCGCAGAGCCGCCGGGUCCUUGGCUGCAUGCUGCAUGCGCGCCUUUGCCGACUCGACCGCCAGGCACACAAGACACGCAAGACAUACAUACAUACAUACAUAUAUAUAUGUAUGCCCGUGACCGACUUUCCCGCGCCGCAACCUGAAACCCACAGGGCGCAGCUGCCGAGCUCGAGGUUUACCAUCUCACGAACCAAAGUUACAAAACCGCCACGCACGGGCAGACGACCAGUAAGCUCUUGGGCGACAUAUCACUACAGUUCGACCACAACAAAACCGGGGCAACACAGUGACGGCGAAUUCGAGUCCGUUCUCUUAAGGUGGUCAUUGUCCAGGGAGCUGGUACAGAGAUCUUAGACCAAAGGGGGGACAACAACAGGACGAAGCUU
Molecule: messenger RNA, 799 nt
Organism: Microdochium trichocladiopsis
Lineage: Eukaryota; Fungi; Ascomycota; Sordariomycetes; Xylariales; Microdochiaceae
Exons: 1
Coding region: 82-531 (149 amino acids)
Source: RefSeq, a predicted model, not a curated record